This is a messenger RNA of Syzygium oleosum, 1491 nucleotides long. RefSeq lists its product as uncharacterized. The transcript has a single exon. The record is from RefSeq and is a predicted model, not a curated record. Lineage: Eukaryota; Viridiplantae; Streptophyta; Magnoliopsida; Myrtales; Myrtaceae. The coding region runs from base 1 to 1491 and encodes 496 amino acids.
AUGACACGUAGCCAACAAGGAAAACUUACUGAGUUUGAUCCAGAAAUCGAACGCACAUUUAAAAGGCGACUAAGAGAACAGAGAAAUCACAUUAAAAAGAUAGAGGGAGUUGAUGAUGGUAGAAAUCAACGUAGACUCUUGAAAGAUUAUGCUACGCCAACAGUUGAGGGCACCAUAUCAAGUAUCAGGAGACCUGCAAUUCAAGCAAACAACUUUGAGAUCAAGCCAUCACUGAUUCAGAUGCUUCAACAAUCAGUGCAAUUUAGUGGGCUACCAAGCGAUGAUCCAAACGCUCACAUCGAUGCUUUUCAUGAAAUCUGUGACACAAUUAAAUAUAAUGAAGUUUCAGAUGAUGUUAUUAGAUUGAGAUUAUUUCCAUUCUCUCUUAGAGACAAAGCUAAAGGUUGGUUCUCUUCUCUUCCUGUAGGAUCGAUCACUACAUGGAAUGAUAUGGCCCAAAAAUUUCUUGGUAAGUUCUUUCCACCUGCAAAAUCUGCAAAAAUGCGCAACGAUAUUACUAAUUUUAUGCAGAUGGAUAAUGAAUCAUUGUAUGAAGCAUGGGAAAGAUUCAAGGAGUUUCUUAGGAGAUGCCCACAUCAUGGAUUACCCGUAUGGAUGCAAGUACAAACUUUUUAUAAUGGGUGUAGUACAAAUCUCCGUUCUAUGAUUGAUGCAGCUGCAGGGGGAACUCUGAAUAAUAAAACACCAGAAGAAGCCUACAACUUAUUAGAGGAGAUGGCAUCCAAUAGUUAUCAGUGGCCUACUCAGAGGAUACCAGUGCGAAAAGCUAGCGGAGUUCGUGAGGUGGAUGCUUUCACGGCAAUUGCUGCGCAAAUUGAAGCACUCAACAAAAAGAUAGAUAAUAUGAGUGUUUCAGGCAUGAAAAUUCAGAAUAUGACAUGCGAUUUUUGUGAUGGAGGACAUGUUAGCACAGAAUGUCAGGUAGGUAACACUUUUGCUCAAUCUAAUGAAAAUGCUAACUUUGUUGGGAACUUUAACAGAUCACAGAAUAAUCCCUACUCCAACACGUGCAAUUCGGGAUGGCGCAAUUAUCCAAAUUUUUCAUGGAAUAAUCAAAAUGUGACGAGACUACCACCGGAAUUCAAACAACCAGAAGAGAUAAAGUCCAGUCUAGAAGAUAUAGUCACAAAACUUGCCAACACUACUCAGGACUUCAUCAAGAGCACAGAUGUGAGAUUUCAGAACCAAGAGGCUUCAAUCAGAAAUCUGGAGAUGCAAGUGGGGCAGUUAGCAAACAUGAUGUCUGGGAGACAACAGGGUUUUUUGCCUAGCAACACAAAGAAAAAUCCAAUUGAAAAUGUAAAAGCUAUAAUCCUGAGAAGUGGUAAACAAGUGGGUGAAGAAGAUACCAAACAAGAGAUUUCUAGAGACAAAGAAGAAGAGGUCAAGAAACAACCAAAGGAGAUAGGCAAGAGCAAACUUUUUCCAGAUAAUUUCAAGCCAUACGUGCCGCUAGUUCCAUUUCCUUAG